AUGGCGAUAGGAACGACCACAAGUGUGAAGCACAAUCUGCAAGCGCAGCAGGUGGAGAGUGUGGCCGAGAGGCACGACACUGGGGAUCAACACAGUGGAGGAGAUGAAGUGAGGGAGACUGGGAGCAAUGCUGAUGAACACGCGUCUAAGAAGCACCAAAGUCACAACUCGUGUAAAACUUGCGGGUCCCUGGCCGACAAAUGUUCGUGCAAGGAAUGUGAAUGUCAAGUAUGCAGCAACAAGAUUCACGGUGGGGAACACAUUGAGCCAGCAAUCAAGUCGGCAACGUCUUCGGCGAUCGUGUGCGGUGGUGACUGUAUUCGUGCUUCUCAACGUGCUGCGGCCGGAGGAUGUCCAGGAUGUGAAUGCCCUGCCGGUGGUUGUCCUUGCACCAAGUGCAGUUGCCCCCUUUGCGGCCCCCACCAAAAAGCUUUCGAUUCAACACCCUGUCGUGGUUCGAACGAAGCUAGAAAGCGCGCAAUAGCAGGAAAUUGUCCUGCAUGUGGCUGUCCUGCAGGACAUUGCCCUUGUACGGGCUGCAUAUGUCCAAUCUGCAAGUCGUUGUAA
Molecule: messenger RNA, 567 nt
Organism: Peronospora farinosa
Lineage: Eukaryota; Oomycota; Peronosporomycetes; Peronosporales; Peronosporaceae
Source: the annotation of a GenBank genome assembly